UCAUCACAGAGCAAGCUGGCGCUGCCAUCUCCUCGCCCAGCUCUCCUCCUGGGAGCCCAGCACCAUGCAGGACCCACCCCGGAGGCUUUUGGCCGUGCCCUUCCUCAGCAACUUCUUCCAGGGCCGUCGGCACUCGGCCUCAGACCCCAUCCUGCGGCUGCCGCCUGGGCAGUGUGGCUCUGCCACCAAGAUGCUCUCCUCAUCCUCUUUCCAGGUGAUGGUGGCGGUGUCCUCUGUCAGCUGUGCCAAGAGAAACCCACCUUGCCCCGAGAGAAAAAGAAAUACAGGACGUCCAACAGCAAAAUAUACAAAAGUUGGAGAGCGUUUGCGGCAUGUCAUUCCUGGACAUAUGGCCUGCUCCAUGGCGUGUGGGGGCAGAGCGUGCAAGUAUGAAAAUCCAGCCCGCUGGAGUGAGCAGGAGCAGGCCAUUAAGGGGGUCUACUCGUCCUGGGUCACAGAUAACAUCCUGGCCAUGGCUCGCCCAUCCACUGAGCUCCUCGAGAAGUACAGCAUCAUCGAGCAGUUCCAGAGCCAUGGCUUAAAAACAGUCAUCAACCUGCAGCGGCCCGGUGAGCAUGCCAGCUGUGGGAACCCUCUGGAACAAGAAAGUGGUUUCACAUACCUUCCUGAAGCUUUCAUGGAGGCUGGCAUUUAUUUCUACAAUUUCGGAUGGAAGGAUUAUGGUGUAGCGUCCCUUACCACCAUCUUAGAUAUGGUUAAGGUGAUGACAUUUGCCUUACAAGAAGGAAAAGUAGCUAUCCAUUGUCACGCAGGGCUUGGUCGAACAGGUGUUUUAAUAGCUUGUUACUUAGUUUUUGCAACAAGAAUGACUGCUGACCAAGCCAUUAUCUUUGUUCGGGCAAAGAGACCCAAUUCCAUUCAAACUCGAGGACAGCUAUUGUGUGUGAGGGAAUUUACUCAGUUUCUGAUUCCUCUUCGAAACAUAUUCUCUUGCUGUGACCCCAAAGCACAUGCGGUCACGUUAGCGCAGUAUCUGAUUCGCCAGCGGCAUCUGCUUCAUGGUUACGAGGCGCGACUUCUGAAACACGUGCCAAAAAUUAUCCACCUCGUGUGCAAAUUGCUGCUGGACUUAGCUGAGAACAGGCCUGUGGCGAUGCAAGAAGUGGCAAAAGUGCCUGGCCUCUCUGCCGAAAUUGAAAAGACCGUUUCUGAGGUGGUCACGAUGCAGCUAGAUAGAGAGUUCCUGAGGCACGACAGUGAUGCAUUGGACUCUGUCACCCCCACUGCAGUGGUGGCAGACUUUGAGAAUCAGGAUGUGAUUGUUUCCAAUGAGCAGGAGUUUGACCCUCUUUGGAAGAGGCGGAAUGUCGAGUGCCUUCAUCCCCUGACUCGCCUGAAAAGGCAGCUCAGCUACAGCGACUCAGAUUUACAGAGGGCCGAGUCGCUUCUGGAACAGUCAGGGACUCCGUGGACGGUGCCUGCUCAGGUCCCCUCGUGCCCCAGGCUGCAGACGCCUGUAAGCCGCUGUGAUGCCCCGCAGACUCCACAGCUAGAUUUCAAUAAGGCAACGCUGGUCUGCAAUACAUUUUCUUUCUGGAAUCAGGCUAAAUUUGGAGGCCUAGAAGGACUCAAAGAUGAUAGGUCACCAAUUUUCCAUAGGAAGACUGUUUCAAAGGAAGUACAGCGGAGUAGAACCUUCUCUUCUGGUGUUUCAGGUUCAUACAAACCUGGGGAACCAGUUACACCCAACUUUGCAAAUCUCCCUAAGGAGCCACACCGUUCUCCCCAGCAAGGGACCCAGUGUCAGUGUGAAGCUCCUGGUGGUUGCAGCCCGCGUUGUGAUGUGGAGGACACUGAGAUGUGCUGCAGCCCUGUGGGCUGUGCCUCCAGCCCCAAAGCACAGUCCUCUGUUGGACCAGAAACCCAGGCCAGCAAAGAUGAGCCUGCCGUCACUCCACACACCACUGUGCAGUCUGAACUGAGUGUUGAAGAAAGGAGAAUACUGGCAGCCAAAGCCCUGGCAAACCUAAAUGAGUUUGCAGAAAAGGAGGAAGUGAAAAGGAAGGUAGAAAUGUGGCAGAAAGAACUAAAUUCCCAAGAUGGAGCUUGGGAAAGAAUAUGUGGUGAAAAGGAUCCUUUCAUCCUGUGCAGUUUGAUGUGGUCUUGGGUGGAACAGCUGAAGGAGCCUGUGAUCACCCAAGAGGAUGUGGCCAUGUUGGUUGACAGACGCGCGGAUGCUGCAGAAGCGCUGUUUUUAUUAGAGAAGGGCCAGCACCAGACUGUUCUUUGCGUGUUGCACUGCAUAGCAAGCCUGUGGACGAUUCCCGUGCAUGUGGAGGACGCCGCCCUUGCCCACGCCAUUAAAGCGUUCACUAAGGUUAAUUUUGAUUCUGAAAAUGGACCAGUAGUUUACAACACCCUGAAGAAAAUAUUUAAACACACGCUGGAAGAAAAAAGAAAAAUGACAAAAGACAGCCCUAAGCCUAGUGUUGAGUGAAGCUGACUUUCCCCUCACGGUGAAUAUUUCAGACCUGAAGAUCCAGGCAGCAUUCCUGUUCCGAGGUGAACAAGUUAAAGUGUGGAGCUGCUUUGUCUCGUAGCACUUUAUUUCAGAUGCUCUUGGUUUGUGCUAAGAAUGACUGUUCCUAUUUGGAGCAAUUAUUUAUUUUAAAAUAUCAUUGAGCUACAUUUUUCUGUUGAAAUUGCCAUGAAGUUGGUGCCACUUUCUUUUAUUUAUUUAAGUGAAUUAAUAUUGUUAUACUAAUAUUUUAAGUAUGUGGUGUUUACAUCCUAUUCUUUUUGCAUUUUGGAAAACAUUGUAACUCUUCUUUCGAAAACAAUUAUCUUGUUGACGGAACUCUUUCUAAAAUUUUUACCAAAUAGAUAAUAUUAAUAGUAAAACCUCACUGUGUAUCCCUCCCCUGAUACCUGACCCAAGGAAGUCACCAAAUGUCUUAAACAUUUUUAUAUUUCUUAAGAAGGCUAUUGAUACAUUUUUAAAGGAUUUUUGAAAAUAUUGUUUGAAAUUUUUCUUCUUUUUUUACAAAUGUGGCAAAGCUUUUCAAAGUGUGUUAUUUUUCAGAGUGAUUUAGUUUUAUACUAAAGGAAUGGCUGUGACGUGGUGAGGAUUCUUAACUUGUAGAAGGUAGACUUGCCCUUUGUCAGGUUUUAGACAACCUCAGCAACCUCUGCUCAGGAGCGCUUCUCACGUAUCAAGCCUUAUUCCCACUCCCCUGGGCUGCUGCUGUGCCAAGUAGCAUCUUUACAGAGGAAAUUGGAUCAGUGGCGGGCACUGCGGGAAGCUGCUCUGAAGCGGAACUCCACAGAAAGGCCAGUCUCGAGGGUCGGCUCUGCAGGCUGCUCUGUCUGGGUGCAGUCCCUGCUCCCGGAGUCACGUCCAUGCUGCCUGUGUGGUAGAGUGCGCACUGGACUAAACCCCACACCUGCCAUUCCACACACCCAGGUGCCUCAGCGCCCUACCUUUGGCUGCUUUUUAACUACGAGAAGUGAAAUUUUUAAACUGUCUUGGUCCCACUUACGUUGCAUUCACCCUACUGGCUUUAGAUAAGAAGUAGCCGCUUAAACUAGUUCCUUGUAGAACCAAACUAGCAGUCAGCAAUUGAAACUGUAACUAUUAUUUAAAUAAACAGGUGGGGUACCUGAGGCCAAGCCACAGAGAGGAUUGGAGUUUUCCCAAUAAAGAUAAUAUUAGUCAAACCAGUUUCAAACUAAAGAAGCUACUACUUAAUCUUAAAGACAGAACUUCAGGGAAAGCAAGACUAAUAUACAACAAAUAAAAUUUCUCCAACUCUUGCAUUUACAAAUCGAGCUCUAGCGCAUGAAAAAUAUUUUAGUCAUUAUUAGUCUUACUAACUCUGAUGGCAAACACUAAAUGCCAUUGUCUCCUACACUGUUUGAAUUUUCUUAGGAAAUCAAAUUCAGUGAAUUUUAAUGAACUCAGUUGUCCAUUCCUGAAAUUUCUCAUUUUCAAGUGCCUGAUCUGGGAAAGUAGGGGAGAAAACAAUUACAUUUUAUCCAAAGGUACGUUGUAAAAAUGUUUUUUACCCAAAAAGAUCUGUCCUCAUCUCAGUCAGUCUCACAUGGGCAAGUGGCACCAUGGUUCAUUUGAUGAGUGGUUAUUGGCCUGUGCAUCUGAAACGACCAUUUCAAAUUAAAGGAUAGACUCUGUACAGCUAUGAUGUGACCGUGACAGUGCAUAUCUAAAAUCUGAGUGUGUCAGCCUGAGAAGGAGAGAUGGUGGGAGAAUUCAUGAGGCUGUAUACAAUUGUUGUAUUUAUCUGAAUAAAAGGGAAAAG
Rhinolophus ferrumequinum (greater horseshoe bat) is the source of this 4277-nucleotide messenger RNA. RefSeq names its product protein tyrosine phosphatase domain containing 1 (gene PTPDC1). Lineage: Eukaryota; Metazoa; Chordata; Mammalia; Chiroptera; Rhinolophidae. Gene Ontology annotation, biological process: protein dephosphorylation; cilium assembly. The record is from RefSeq and is a predicted model, not a curated record. Bases 65 to 2458 code for a protein of 797 amino acids. The transcript has 9 exons. Gene Ontology annotation, molecular function: protein tyrosine/serine/threonine phosphatase activity.